AACUAUUCCAUUUUUUUUUCUCUAUCCAUUCUUCAAAAGAUUCUUCCUAGAGCCUCACUUCUUCCCCAUCCCUUAUCCCUUAUCCUGAUUCUGUUUCAAUGGCAGACAACAAAGUUUCAUCUUCUGGUGGCUCCAAUCAGAGAUGGAUAGGCAAGAAGAACAAACUGUUUGAAGAUGCCUUGGCUAUAUAUGACAAGGAAACUCCUGAUCGUUGGCGCAACAUAGCCUUACAUGUUGGUGUAUCCACUGAAGUUGAAGUCAAGAUGCAGUAUGAGAUCCUUUUGGAGGACAUCAAACAAAUUGAGUCAGGCAAGGUUCCUCUUCCUCUUUAUAACAGACAUGCCGGAUGCAGCAGACCAAGCAUCACCAGUGCAGAGCAGAGAUGAUUAAAAGGGUAGAGAGCUUUCUGUCCGGAAUCGGAGAAUAAAGUGGAGACAUUGUACUUCCUUCUCAACGUUCAGUGUUCCUAUAGGGCCACCAAACUCCUCUGGCUCUUCUACGUGAGCUCAACUCCUAAAUAUAUGCAAUAUAACCCAGCCGGCACAACAGAGAGACUUCCCAUAUACGAUAUUCAGUAGUAACUAUCUUAAGUGAAUUGUAUUGCUUAAGCAAGUCCUGUGUUCAUCCAUGAAAACAAAAAGAAGAAGAAAAUUUUUUUCCGCAACAUUCAAAGCUUAAAUUCAAAGCAACAGUAGAAGAGUAAAUGUUAAAGAAGC
Prosopis cineraria is the source of this 716-nucleotide messenger RNA. RefSeq names its product transcription factor RADIALIS-like. Bases 99 to 386 code for a protein of 95 amino acids. Gene Ontology annotation, molecular function: DNA-binding transcription factor activity. The record is from RefSeq and is a predicted model, not a curated record. The transcript has 2 exons. Lineage: Eukaryota; Viridiplantae; Streptophyta; Magnoliopsida; Fabales; Fabaceae.